AUGGGGCCCCCAGGCAAUAGGGGAUCAUGGGGCCCCUGUGUCCUUGCCCAAACUCAAAAAAGCCUAUGAAAAAGGUACCAAGGGCAUCUCAUGGGGGCCCCUACUGACCCCGGGCCCUGCCCAAGUUUCCAAAUGGAACGUGGAGGAACACAAGUUCCAGCACCUACGGCACCUAUUCAAUGGCGGACUGGCAACUCAUGGGGCCCCCAGGAAAUAGGGGAUCAUGGGGCCCCUGUGUCCUUGCCCACACUCAAAGGACACCCAAAAAAAGCUUAUAAAAGGUACCAGGGGCAUUUCAUGGGGCCCCCUACUGACCCUGGGCCCUCGGGCAGUGCCUGAGUGCUGAAAUGGUCAGUCCUCCCCUGCACC
Molecule: messenger RNA, 369 nt
Organism: Staurois parvus
Lineage: Eukaryota; Metazoa; Chordata; Amphibia; Anura; Ranidae
Source: the annotation of a GenBank genome assembly